CUCGUCAACCACCGUGUCACCAUCUACUCGCAUUCUCCAACCAUUGGCGGUGUGAGUGUUAACAGAAGGGCGUUGUCGAUGCCGCAAUGUCGUGAUUACGUGUGCGAAUUAUGCAUGGCACGCGCACGCGCGUUGGCUGUCAAAUCUAUGACACAGAACAAUAGAAGAAAGCACCGAAGAAAGCGAUGCUCGAGACUCAAUUGAUCCAUACGUAGCAGGCCCAGUGGCCUGCUGUGUGCCUUCAAUUGGCUCAGCGAAAGCGGCGUGGUGCCCCCGUCUCUCACACUGUGUAUCAUCACGUAUAUAUGUCCGCAUCAUGCUGUAGUUGAAUAUCAUCAUGCGUUAGUGUCUCUGUAAAUCUUUGUGGAAGUACGCUGAUAACCACAAAGAAAGCGGAGUUGUGUAGAGAUGGUAGUUCCAGUUGAGUGCGAGUUGGUGCGAGUUGGUGUGAGUGUGUAGCAGGAAGCAGCAAUGAGCUCUGUCAGAAGUAGUUCGCCUCUCAAGCUCAGAGAACGGGUGUCGCACUUGUUCAGGAGAGAUGCCAGCGCAGCUCGUGAGACAGCACUGGUGGGCGUGGCCAGUGGAGGCCAUGAAGGGGAGGAGUUCCCGACGCUCUCAUCCACCGAGAUUAGAUUGGACGAGAUGACCUUGCUGAACACGUUGAAGAACCAGCAAAUCUUAUCAAGGGAACAGGAGAUAGUGCUGAAGGUUACACAGGAGCUACGGGAGUUGGACCGGCCUAUUGCCAAAAGACCAGUGGCUAAGAGCUGUGAUGGCACGCUGCAGUACUGUUUGAAUUCACAUUGGUGUCUUUGGAGUAAUAUCGACUUACACUUGGACACUCAGGGAGCUGGUGAUAAGAGCCCUGUGCCAACAUCGACGACGACGCUACAACAGGUGUUUAACACGAGGUUGGAGUUGGACAAGGCUAUACAAACGUGUUCACGUGUGUUGGAGCAAGAUGCGAGUCCCCACAUCGUGGAAGUGCACUUGUUCAACAAAGCAGUUGACUUGCCAUUCGAACUAGAAGGGUUGGCCUUGAAAGUACCGGGGACCAUCGGCGUCAGUGCCAUUGAACAGCUAAUGGAGUUGGUCUGUGAUGAUAGGCUUUUCCGAUAUGCCGAUAUAGACUGGUAUUGGUUGAAACUGACAAUGAGUGGGAUAACACUAUCACAGACAAGGAGAGCUCAUGAUGACGUAUAUUGGGUUAUAAAGCUUUGGUUCAAGACCAACGGUGUGAUUGACGAGUUUGACGAUGAACUGAUCAAAAGGGUUUGCUAUUUGUUGUAUUACUCUUGUGACUGCCUGACCGUUCAAGUCAUCUCAAAACUGAUGUAUACAAAAGAUGCGUUUGUAUAUAGAAGCGUGUGGAAUUGAUCUCUCCCCCCCCCCAGGCUCAUUCCAUGUUGCCGAAUACACUAUCAUCUUCAUCCUCCCUGGUGUCACUGUGUAGCUGG
This is a messenger RNA of Williopsis jadinii, 1457 nucleotides long. RefSeq lists its product as uncharacterized. Lineage: Eukaryota; Fungi; Ascomycota; Saccharomycetes; Phaffomycetales; Wickerhamomycetaceae. The record is from RefSeq and is a predicted model, not a curated record. Bases 472 to 1377 code for a protein of 301 amino acids. The transcript has a single exon.